CUUCCCUAUAAAAGCAGCUUCUUUUCGCCCUUCCUCCCACACACCAACCCUUUCCUCCCCUCUUCUUCAAACCUUCAAAAGCACAUCAGCACACCAGCACACCAACAACAAGCCAACCCCCACAACAAGCCAACCCCCACAAGCACGCACACCAAGUCCUCAAUCAUGAACUCAUCAAGCGGCAAGUCGAACACCCCCUCGAGAACUCCGAUGACCAAGGAUUCGGCCUCGAGGAUCCAGAGCGCGGCCGACCGUAACCCAUCUUCGUCUACCGCUACAACUGGCUUCAAGGAACGUUCCCAGUCGACCGCUGACAAGAAAGCCAACGUUGACAAGCUCGACUUGCAGACUACGAACCCGACAUGCAUGCCAAUGAUAUGUAUCGAAGCACUGAUAUCUGCCCGUCAGCACAAUAUUCUCUGGGACAGUUCGCCCCUAGACUGUGGGAGAGCAUUUUCCUACGGGUGCUGCAAGGGUGUCACCGCUUUUGAUGAACACGUCGUGGUAUUGGCCUCCAUAAAUGAAGACUCGCUCGUUUCUCUCAAAGACCGUUUGACCAGGGGACUCGGUGAAGGCCUGGCAAUCGCCAUUACUCUAGUUGACAGUCAUGUGAUCGUAUUCUUGGAUGAUCUCACGGUAGGUUUUGACGUUUCGAUCCGUCUCCAACGCUGAGCAAGGUCGCACCAUCGUUCUGACGAUUCAUUCCAUGGAGGGGACCGAGGUGCUGUUCGCCAGGCUCGCAAUCAUGGCCAAGGGUACGUUGUGCUGUAUCGGAAAUAAGAUCCGAUUCAAGGACCUGCACAACCGGCUGCGGAUUCAAG
Molecule: messenger RNA, 821 nt
Organism: Gamsiella multidivaricata
Lineage: Eukaryota; Fungi; Mortierellomycota; Mortierellomycetes; Mortierellales; Mortierellaceae
Exons: 3
Coding region: 166-672 (168 amino acids)
Source: RefSeq, a predicted model, not a curated record